This is a messenger RNA of Symbiodinium necroappetens, 2554 nucleotides long. Lineage: Eukaryota; Dinophyceae; Suessiales; Symbiodiniaceae. The record is from the annotation of a GenBank genome assembly.
GCAUCAAUCUCGGCACCGCGCUUGACGACAGCUAUUGGUCCAGCCUGGAAGCCCACGCCGGGCGCAUCCAUCCUGACCACUUCCUCAGGAUCUUUCCCCUGACGCGGACGACUCCCACCAUUCCUAGCGCACUCUCUGCCAGCGAGGUGCGGCCUUUACUCGAUCGAUUCACUGACCAUGAUGGCUACUUUCGCAUCUUUGCCUUCCAGCAGGAAAUGGAGGAGACUGUGUUGGGACGGCAGCCCACGACGGCAACUCACAGCUACCCUCUCCAAGCUACCUCUGCCGGCUUUCCGUUGCAACGUCCUCCACGGCCGCAAAGUGCCCGCGAGUCCAGGUCGCAGGACGGAGAUCAAAUUGAGAAGACGCACGUGCCAAAGCGGCCCCAGACAGCACGGGAGUCGAGGAACCGUCGUGCCUCCGCAGAGCUCCCCCCACGGCCUCAAACAGCCGGCGCACGCUACUCCAAGAAGAUCGACGUGAUGCAAACCCUCCUAUCACAUUUGAUGACUCACCGCGUUCGACUCUGGGAUUCUUUCGCCGACUUCGACCCGCUCAAGAAAGGUGUGGUCUCGCAAGGCGGCUUCAAGAAUGGCCUAACCACCAUGGGUCUCAGACUACGUGCUGAGGAGAUGCAGCAACUCUUCGACAGGUAUAAAAGUUCGGAUGGCCGGUUCCGCUACCACGACUUCUGCUCGGAGCUGGACGCCGCCAAUCGACAGCGCAUCGAGAAGACUGACACAAAGACAGCCAAAGCAAGAACGGGAUAUGUUUCCAAUGAACCGCCGCAAGUCACGAGCCCUGUCGUGAAGGCUAUCUUGGACAAGGUACACAGUGCAGUGGCCAGGCAUGUUCGUGCAAGAGGACUGGAUGCAGCAGCACUCUUCGAGAACUACGCGAAGCCUGGGCAGGCAUGCUAUGGCCACAUACUGUCACUGCACUUUUGGAGGGUCAUGGAUGAUUUGAGCGUCAAAUCCAUCACGCGAGAAGAUCUGGAGGAGAACGGAAAAGAGCCCCUUGGCAGCAAAGCCUUGAAAGCCGAGUUCAACUACCUUGCAUUCUGUGCCGUGGUCGACCCUACGUACUCACGUGCGCCGGUCAACGCCCAGAUGCGUAAUCAGGGGGCUCUCAAGCAGCGUGUCUUCUCCUUCGGAGGGGCCAAUCCUUACUACGAUCGCGAAGGCAGCAGCGACAGCCGUCGCAUCAAACGCUGCCCGGUGCCGCCCUCAACCUGCAAGCCCAGGAGGCUCGAGUCCUUCCGAAGCCAUGUUUUCCCAUUGAUGCUUUGCGCGCGCCAUGGGAAAUGCUUGCCCACAAAGGCCGCGGCCGUCCCAUCUCGCUGGCGGCGGCGAGACGUGGAGGACAUCCGAAGGAUCUCCCUGCAAGAGGUUCGCUCUCGUGGCUGGGUGAUCAUCUUUGGCAAGGUCUACAACUUGAGCGAGUAUGUUGAGAGGCAUCCCGGAGGAGCAGACCUCCUGCUAGGUGUGGCUGGCCGGGAUGCGACUGUGGAGUUUGAGACCAUGCGCCAUUCAAGUGCAGCCCUCGUGCAGAUGGAAAAGCUUUUCGUUGGAAUCUGCGAUUCUGCAAAAACCAGUGAGUCCAGCGAGCCUGCAAAGCCGCUGCAGCUCACUGGGGGACGCCAGAGCAGCCGACUAAAGAUCAACCAAGUUGACUCUUGGUGGAAUGUCGAAGAGUGUGGCUUCCUUCCAUGUGCUGAUCCAGUCAAGGAGCUUCCAGCUCCAUGGGACCGACUGGUGAAGCUCUCGGAAGUACUGCCUUCGCUGACAGUUCAUGGCAAGUUCCGCACAGCUGCGGAAAGAGAGCUCAGCCACGCGCUCCCCCAGAAUCGUGCAGAGAUCAAGGAGGCCUUAGACGUCCUCUCUGAAGGUGAGGCAGAGAGCCUCCACUCGCUGCUAGGAUACAUCUGCCUCGCUUACCUCCAUGGCCCACCGGACGUGUACGAGAAGGGCCAGACCGUGAAGCUGGAUAUUCUGGGUCGCCGGCCAGACUUGGACCACUUGCCCGCAUGGUUGUCGAUGCCAUGGAUCUGCGUCAGUGAGAGACUCGAGAGACGCCCUAUGCUUGACUAUGCCGGCUGUGUGCUGAACAACUGGGAGCGUCUGGACCCUGCAGGUCCCAUCAAGCCCUCCAACUUGCGGCUGCUCCGUCGCUUCACGGGGUUGGUCGAUGAGGAGUGGUUCUUCAAGACUCACAUCAUUAUUGAGUCCGAGGGCGGCCACGUCAUCAGCAGCUUGGAGGCCAUCUCCUGUGCGAUGAAGGACGAGAAUAUCCAUAACCUGUUGCAAGAGCUGCACACCCUGGAGGAGGCCUUGUGGAGGCUCGCCUCUGUGUGCUUGCCUAUCAUGUUCACGCGCUCACCCUCGGACCACUCCUUGAUGUGUGAGCCGUUCCUGUUCUUCUUUCGCUUACGACCGUAUAUCAAGUCGAUCGAUGUCACGAUGGACGUUGAUGAUGGCAAGGAAGCGUUCACGCUGAAUGGACCUUCCGGAGCCAUGAGCACCAUUCUGCCGGCAUCUUUGAUUGAAAAUGCAGG